UCAUUGGUGAAUGAAUUUGGACGGAUUUUUACCUCUCUUUCCCCUUUAUAAAUACCCUCUGCAUCCCUCACAAAUCUCUCACCCCAAUUAAUUUAUUUAUUUUCUCUAUUACAGAAAACCACAAGCGCACAACAAUGGCGGAAACAGCCUUCAAUUCCGACGUGUCCACCAUCUCCGCCAAGAAAAGAUCGGGCUCCUCCGACGACCAGUGGGAUCAAUUCGCCGCCAAGAAGCACCAGUCUGCAUCGAACAAGACCGACGACCCCGCGGUGGCGCUGGCCAACGCCCGCCACGAGUUCGGCGAGCACGGCGGAGUGAACAUGUCCAUCGAGGCCUCCGCCACCUUCACCGUCAUGGAGCCCGAGACCAUGCGGCGGAUGUUCGCCGGAGAGCUCGGCCCCGACCGGGAUUUCUUCAUCUACAGCCGCCACUUCAACCCCACCGUCCUCAACCUCAGCCGCCUCAUGGCCGCCAUGGAGGGAACCGAGGCCGCCUACUGCACCGCCUCCGGCAUGUCCGCCAUCUCCUCCGUCCUCCUCCAGCUAUGCAGCUCCGGCGGACACGUGGUCGCAUCACGCACCCUCUACGGAGGGACCCACGCGCUCCUCACGCACUUCUUCCCACGCGCCUGCAACAUAACGACGUCGUUUGUUGACAUCGGAGAUCUCGAGAUGGUGGAGCGGGAAAUCGUCCAGGGGAAGACCAAAGUUCUGUACUUCGAGGCGAUAUCCAACCCGGUCCUGACCGUUGCUAACGUGCCCGAGCUGUGCAGGAUAGCGCACGAUAAGGGUGUGACGGUGGUUGUUGACAAUACCUUUGCUCCGAUGGUGGUGUCGCCGGCGAGGCUCGGCGCCGACGUGGUUGUUCACAGUAUUUCAAAGUACAUCAGCGGUGGGGCCGAUAUCAUCGCAGGUGCAGUAUGUGGGCCAGCCAAGCUAGUGAAUUCAAUGAUGGACCUCCACCAAGGCUCCCUCAUGCUACUGGGCCCCACAAUGAACCCGAAGGUGGCGUUCGAGCUCUCGGAGCGGCUCCCGCAUUUGGGCCUACGAAUGAAGGAGCAUUGCCACCGGGCCUUAGUCUACGCCACGCGGAUGAAGAAAUUGGGCCUUAAAGUGAUCUACCCGGGCCUAGAGGACCACCCCGAGCACGCCCUACUCAAGUCCAUAGCCCAUAAGGACUACGGCUACGGCGGGAUUAUGUGCGUCGACAUGGGGACGGAGGAGAAGGCGAAUAAAUUGAUGAAUUUGUUGCAGAAUUGCAGCCAAUUUGGGUUUAUGGCGGUGAGCUUGGGGUACUACGAGACGCUGAUGUCGUGCUCCGGGAGCAGCACGAGCAGUGAGAUGAACGAGGAUGAGAAGGCGCUUGCCGGGAUCUCGCCGGGGCUUGUUAGGAUGUCAAUUGGCUACAGCGGGACCCUCGAGCAGAGGUGGGCCCAGUUCGAGAAGGCUUUGGCCCGGAUGUCGUGAUUCGGAUUCGUUUAUUGUAUGUACAUUUCUCGUGGUCCUCUUUAGCUGUUUGUUCUGAAAUUUGAUGGUGUUUUUUUUUUUUUUUUUUUGGGAAGUAUAAUAAUUAUGGAUCUUUUAUUUAUCAUGAUGGUUAAUUCCUGCAGUUAUUUUGACCUUGGUGAAAGAUGAACUGAUUGGUGAAGAUAAUUGGAAGAUUAAUGUAAACUGAAAUUUUAGAUGAU
Messenger RNA from Erythranthe guttata (spotted monkey flower), 1687 nucleotides. It is a transcript of the gene MGL, whose product is annotated as methionine gamma-lyase. The record is from RefSeq and is a predicted model, not a curated record. Lineage: Eukaryota; Viridiplantae; Streptophyta; Magnoliopsida; Lamiales; Phrymaceae. Gene Ontology annotation, molecular function: pyridoxal phosphate binding; carbon-sulfur lyase activity. Gene Ontology annotation, cellular component: cytoplasm. Gene Ontology annotation, biological process: transsulfuration.